AUGCGGGAUAGCUCCCUUAAGCGCUCUCUCGGGGUGGACCUCACCCGCUCCCUCAAAGAGUCACGCGUUCUUCUCGUCGGCGCAGGCGGCAUCGGCUGCGAGCUACUGAAAAACCUCGUCCUCACCGGGUUCGGCGAAAUCCACAUUAUCGACCUCGAUACCAUUGAUUUGAGCAAUCUCAAUCGUCAGUUCCUUUUUCGGCAUGAGCAUAUCAAGAAAUCAAAGGCCUUAGUUGCCAAGGAAGUCGCGCAAAAGUUCCGGUCUGACGCAAAGCUCGAGGCCUACCAUGCGAACAUUAUGGACGCCCAGUUCAACGUCUCGUGGUUCGAGUCCUUCAACGUUGUGUUUAAUGCGCUGGACAACAUCGCCGCAAGACGUCAUGUGAACAAGAUGUGCCUUACCGCCAAUGUACCCUUGAUCGAAAGUGGAACUACUGGCUUCAAUGGCCAGGUUCAAGUUAUUCAGAAGUCGGAAACCGAGUGCUAUGAUUGCACCCCGAAACAAACCCCGAAGUCUUUCCCCGUGUGUACGAUCCGCAGCAGCCCCAGCCAGCCGAUUCAUUGCAUCGUUUGGGCGAAGAGCUUCCUCUUGCCGGAACUUUUCGGCGAUAGCGAAGACGAGGCGCCGGAGUUAGACAACACAGAAGACGCCGAUAACGCAAAUGAAAUUGCAGACCUGAGCAAGGAAUCACUGGAGCUCAAAGAGUUGCGACAAUCGAUUGGCACUGAGGAAGCCCACGAGAAGAUCUUUGAUAAAGUUUUUCGAAGGGACAUAAUACGAUUACAGGACAUGAAGGAAAUGUGGAAGGAAAGGGAGGCACCGGAGCCCCUUGACUUUGCUCGACUCCAAGAAGAGUCCGCUUCGCUUCCCUCGACAAUCUCCACGCAGGAUCAGAAAGUGUGGACAUUGGGGGAGAAUUUCAGUGUUUUCAGGGAUAGCUUGAACCGGUUGAGCCAUCGUCUGAAGCAGCUUCAAGAAAAUAACCUCCCAGACCAAGAUUCCCCGAUCCUGACAUUCGAUAAAGAUGAUGUGGACACUUUGGACUUCGUUACCGCCACAGCUAAUCUACGAGCUGCUAUUUUCCACGUUGAACUCAAAUCCAAAUUCGAUGUCAAGCAGAUGGCGGGUAAUAUCAUUCCUGCUAUUGCAACAACCAAUGCCAUGACGGCUGGACUAUGUGUUCUUCAGUCAUUGAAGGUGUUUCAAAACAACUUGAUGCAGACCAAAAUGGUUUUCCUGGAGAGAUCCGGUGCUCGUGCGAUCAAUUCAGACUCAUUGAACCCCCCAAACCCUGAUUGCCCUGUCUGUUCCCCUGUGGUGGCUCGGGUCGAAAUUGAUCCUGAGGUAGCGACCCUUGAACACCUCAUCCAAGACGUUCUUCGGAUGGAGCUGGGUUAUGGUAAAGAGAUUUCUAUUGGUUUUGGUAGUGAAUCGAUCUACGACCCCGAAUUCACCGACGAUCUGACAAAAAGGUUGUUUGACCUCGGCAUUAAGAAUGAGAGCUUCAUCACGGUAUACGAUGAGAAUGAACCAGAGCGAAUCAAUCUCGAGCUGGUGAUAAUUGCAAGAAAUGAGCCAUCUUCCAAGGACUCCAAGCCCGCAACCCUGCAGAAGAUGGUCGAGAUACCUUUGAAGCCUAAGAAGCCUUCUACCGAUGAUGCCCCGAAGCUCGAACAGCCUGAACAGCCUUCUACCGAUGGGGCCCCGAAGCCCGAGCAGCCUGAACAGCCUUCUACCGAUGAUGCAACUGUGACUGGGAAGCGUAAGCGUGAGGGCUCAAGUGAUGUCGAGCCUAGUAGCCACGAUGCUAAACGGCUCGCCAGUGCAUCAGUUCCUGACUCGAAGGGCAUUGAAGCUAUCAUUCUUGACGAUGAUGCCAAUGAUGAUGAGGGAGGUGCCAUCAUGAUCGACGAUUGA
Molecule: messenger RNA, 1917 nt
Organism: Penicillium samsonianum
Lineage: Eukaryota; Fungi; Ascomycota; Eurotiomycetes; Eurotiales; Aspergillaceae
Product: E1 ubiquitin-activating protein ubaB
Exons: 10
Coding region: 1-1917 (638 amino acids)
Biological process (GO): protein sumoylation
Cellular component (GO): cytoplasm; SUMO activating enzyme complex
Molecular function (GO): SUMO activating enzyme activity
Source: RefSeq, a predicted model, not a curated record